Eruca vesicaria subsp. sativa (arugula) is the source of this 567-nucleotide messenger RNA. The record is from the annotation of a GenBank genome assembly. NCBI's taxonomy places the organism in Eukaryota, Viridiplantae, Streptophyta, Magnoliopsida, Brassicales, Brassicaceae.
AUGCUUCCUAUGAUCUAUAAUUUCCAGGCACCGCUGCUUGAUGUCUGUUGGAAAGAAGAUUCUAGUGUGUGGACAGUGUCAUUUUACUCCGGGAGCUAUGCUUUGAAACUGAUGUAUCCAAACUAUGAUGGAAGUACAGAAUCAACAAUUCAUGGUAGCAGUGGGCUUGGAAGGAGAGGGGCAACGUACAUGACUACAGAUGAUCUUACCAUCUCUCCUACUAACUCGUGUUCAACUAUUUGCAUAUUGAAGAAGUUGAAUGUGGGUUUGGACGAGAUUGAGGAGCAUGUAAUCAUCAUUAGCAAAACAGAGGGUCUGGAUGGUUACACAAGCGAUGUUACCAUUAGUCUGUUCCAAGUCAAGGUGCUGCAUGUUCUUGGUUAUAGAGGAACUGCUGAAGAGCCUCAACACUUGAAGAGUUUGCUUGCGGGAACUGAAUGCAUCCCAAAAGUGCGAGUGGAGUUCCCUGAAGAUGUUGUGGUCGAUGAUGCCACAAUUAUUCAAACCAAUAGGGAAUUUUUUACCCUUUUUGGAGUUGUUCCAGACUAUAUCUAUUAUUUCGAGUAG